AUGCUUGUCAAGGGGCUUUCGAGGGGCUUGUUGCUCGUGCAGCUACUGGGUGCAUUGGUGUGUGGUAAAGCGAUAUCGAGCACGCCGCUUUACAAGGAUGCUAGUGCGCCUAUAGAGAAAAGGAUUGAAGAUUUGCUGGGGAGGAUGACUACUGAGGAGAAGAUGGCUCAAUUGAUUCAAGGAGAUGUCACCAAUUGGAUGGACGAUACGACCGGCGCAUUCAACUACAGUGGACUAGUGGCCAAUAUGGAAGAGAAGGCAGGCAUGUUCUAUGUCGGAUACCCGAUUUCCUGGGAUUGGUUGACGGAGAAUAUCAAGCGGGGCCAGGACUAUUUGAUGCAGAAUACCACACUUGGUAUUCCUGCUCUUGUUCAAUCGGAAGGUAUCCAUGGUUUUUUGAUCGGCAAUGCUACCAUUUUCAACUCCCCCAUUGGCAUUGGAAGUUCUUGGAACCCCAGUCUUGUCCGCAAGAUGGGAGCAGUCAUUGGCACCGAGGCUCGAGCAUUGGGUGUAAAUCAGCUUUUCGCACCCGAGGCCGAUCUGGCUCGUGAGCUUCGUUAUGGACGUGUCGAAGAAACAUUCUCCGAGGAUGGUUUCCUGGCCGGCGAGAUUGCGUAUAGUUACAUCAUGGGAAUACAGAGCAAGAAUGUGUCGGGCAUGGUCAAACACUAUGCGGCCUACAGUAAUCCAGAGCAAGGGUUAAACACCGGACCAGUCCACGGAGGAGAAAGAGAGUUGCGCACAACAUGGUUGCCGUCUUACAAGCGCGCUAUUAUUGAUAGUGGUGCAUGGGCUGUGAUGACUGCCUAUUCCAGCUACGACGGAAUACCCAUGGUUGCCGAUUACCACACCAUCACCGAGAUUCUGAAAGAAGAAUGGGGAUACGAUUACUUCGUCAUGACCGAUGCUGGUGGCAGUGACAGACUUUGCUCUUACUUCAAGAUGUGCCAAAGUAGUCCCAUCGACAUGAACUCCGUGACUCUGCAGCUGAUGGAGGCGGGUGUUGAUGUGGAAAUGGGCGGUGGCUCUUUUAACUUCCAAAAGAUCCCCUCACUGGUCAAAUCUGGAAAGCUUGACAUCUCCAUUGUCGAUGCUGCCGUCACGAGACUGCUUCGCGUGAAGUUUGAGAUGGGUCUUUUCGAAAAUCCAUACUCGGCUGCAGAGAAGAGCCAAUGGUCUUCCCUCAUCAAUACUGCGGAGCAUAAGCAAGUUGCCAAAGAUUUGGAUAAAGAGUCAAUCGUUCUCUUGGAGAAUCACGAUGAGACUCUGCCUCUGAAGAAGUCCGGUAACAUUGCUGUGAUUGGUCCUAUGGCUCAUGGAUUCAUGAACUAUGGUGAUUACGUCGUCUACCAAAGCCAGUACCGCGGUGUCACCCCAUUGGAUGGUAUUAAAGCCGCAGUUGGCGAUAAAGCAACAAUCAACUAUGCCCAGGGAUGCGAACGCUGGAGCAGCGAUGAAUCUGGGUUCGAUGAAGCAAUUGAGGCGGCAAAGAAGUCCGACGUUGCCAUUGUCGUUGUAGGAACCUGGUCUCGCGAUCAAGUCCAACUCUGGGAAAGUUACAACGCAACUACUGGUGAGGAUGUCGACGAAGACAACCUCGCUCUCGUAGGUGCCCAAGGGCCUCUCAUCCAAGCCAUCGCCAACACAGGCGUACCAACUAUCGUUGUCCUUUCAAGCGGCAAGCCCAUCACAGAUGUCUGGCUCUCCAAUAGCACCUCCGCCCUGCUACAGCAAUUCUAUCCAUCGGAAGAAGGAGGUAACGCGCUCGCAGAAGUGCUAUUCGGCGAUUACAACCCCUCAGGAAAACUAUCCGUCAGCUUCCCGCAUUUCGUCGGAGAUCUCCCCGUCUACUACGAUUACUUGAACUCCGGUCGCUCCGUCUGGACCUCCGGCAUGGAGUAUGCGAAUGGAACUAUGGUCUUCGGUCAUAAUUAUGCGCUCGGUUCACCCAUGCCGUGGUACUCUUUCGGUUAUGGCAAGAGUUAUUCCACUUUCAAAUAUGGCACUGUCAGCAUUGACCACAGUAAAGUGUCUUCGCAGGAUACUGUUACGGUGAGUGUUGACGUGACUAAUACGGAUACGACGCGCGAUGCGACCGAGGUUGUGCAGGUUUACAUCUCUGACGAAAUUGCCUCCGUUGUUGUGCCGAACCGGCAGCUUAAGGGCUUUGAUAAGGUCUUGAUUCCUGCUGGUAAGACUACCACUGUUAAGAUCCCGAUCAAGGUUGCGGAUGUUGGACUUUGGAACAAGAAGAUGAAAUAUGUUGUUGAGCCGGGUGAGUUUACCGUGCUGGUUGGAAGCAGUUCCGAUGAUAUCAGGGGAAACGCCACAUUUACUGUGCUGUGA
Messenger RNA from Penicillium pulvis, 2346 nucleotides. RefSeq lists its product as uncharacterized. Gene Ontology annotation, biological process: glucan catabolic process. The transcript is spliced from 11 exons. The coding region runs from base 1 to 2346 and encodes 781 amino acids. Lineage: Eukaryota; Fungi; Ascomycota; Eurotiomycetes; Eurotiales; Aspergillaceae. Gene Ontology annotation, molecular function: beta-glucosidase activity. The record is from RefSeq and is a predicted model, not a curated record.